AGGAGUUGAGUUGAGAUGCCGACAGUUUUUUUUCUUAAAUAUAUUCUUAUCAUUUCUAAAAUAAUGUUUUAUUUGUAUUACUAUUUAUGUAAAAAAUAUUAUUCAUCCAUUUUCUUUACUGGCUUUAAUAUUUUCUUAAUAUAUUUUAUUUUAAAAUAUUUUUUAUUCAAUGGAUUAAAUACAAAAUAAUAACAUUAAAAUACUAAAUUUAUUUUAAAAUUUUUAAGAAUAUUUGUUUAUUUAAAUAUAAUAUAUUUCUAUAUAUUUGUAAUAUUCGAUUGUUUAAAUAUUUGGACUUUGUUUGCAUUGGUUUGAUCCUAAAUGCAGCCCAGUGGAACCCGUUGAAGGGUUGAUUGUCUUUCUCGUCAAGACACACCAGCACGUUACCGCUGCAGAAUGAACAGUCCAAGUCAAAGUCCUCACAGGUGGACAACAACGAGUGAAGAAUAUUAGCAGAAGUGGACCCCCCAGUCUUCAGUUUUUCAGCGGCAGGGUUUUUUUUUCUGGAGUGUAUUUUGUGCUCACUUGUUUACUUUCACUGUCACCACUAGAGAAGAAAUCAGUUUUACCCUUCACUUGAGUACAUUUGCACAAGAUGUUUGUUGUAUUUUUUACAUUUCUGUGCAGCUGCUGUGCCCCCCGUGGACCAGGUGAUGUACGUUCAGAGUUGGCCACAAGUGACUCCCAACAAAGUGAGUCAAAUGUUCCAUUUCCAUCGAGUAAUCCGAUUAACUUUUUACAGAAACAAGGCGGCAUCUGUGGCCCGUGGAUUCCUGACGACGGCAAAAUCGUCACGCACACCGUGUCCAAAGCCGGCAGGAUGAGUCAGACAUAUUGGACGUCAAAGGUAGUUUAGCAUAUGUUGCCAUCAUGUCUGGUGGGAUACAUCGUGGGUGUCAGCGGACGUGUCUGUGGCGCUCUUCCAUCCAGGUGGUGCUGAUCCAUGUGGGAGUCACGUCGGUCAUCGCUCAUGUCAAAAUUGGAAAAAUGCAUGCAGCUUUGGAAUCCAAAGUGCUGGUUGUCAGCGCUCAAGUGUGCGGCGAUGACGUCUGCGAGGCGGAGGAGAACUGUCUCAACUGUCCUGCAGACUGCGGCAUCUGUCCCAUGUCCAACGCCAUCAAGGUGUCCAUCGGCCUUCCUGUCGCUCUUUUCAGCGCCGGCUUCAUCCUGACCAUGGUGUGGCUCCAGUACCAGAAGCAGAAGAUGUUCUGGGAUGAAAGCUGGAUCAUUAACUACAAGAAUUUAAUAUUUGGCAGACUGUGUGGUACAGACUAUGGCAGUGCCAACAGCCCCCCGCAUGGGAAGAGUACCUCCAACGUCAGUCAGCUGACAGACAUCACCCUGUGCACUGGCGUCAACGCCUUCUUCAAGCAGGGCUUCAUCCGGCCUGGCAUCUACGAUGGGAGAACCGUGGCCGUCAAACACGUCCAAAAGAAACACUUCACUCUCUCUAAGAGCAUCAGGAAGGAAGUGAAGGAGGUCAGGCAGCUGGACCACCCCAACAUUUGUAAGUUCAUCGGGGGUUCCAUCGAGGUUCCCUAUGUGAGCAUCAUCACAGAGCACUGCCCCAAAGGAAGCCUGUCUGAUGUCCUCCUCAACGAUGACAUUCCAAUCAACUGGGGUUUCAGACUGUCCUUCGCUACUGAUGUUGCCCGUGGGAUGUCCUACCUGCAUCAACACAAGAUGUUUCAUGGGAGGCUCCACUCCAGGAACUGCGUGAUUGAUGAUCGCUGGGUGUGCAAAAUCUCAGAUUACGGCCUCACGCUGUACAGAAAGGAGGACAUUGAUGCUGUCAGUAAUGGGCUCACCUGUAGGGACAUAAACCACAUCUACUGCGCUCCAGAGGUCUUCAUGGGAAGCAGCGUGACCGUGACGGCGGCAGCAGACAUCUACAGCUACGCCAUGAUCCUGGUCGAGAUAGCCACGCGCUCUGACCUCGUCUCACAGGACCAGGGGGAGGGAGCGAGGACGGACAUGUCGUGGCGCCCCCCUCUGCCGGAACUCAAAGCAGGAAAAAGCGACUUGGACUGUCCCGGUCAAGAAGACUAUUGUGAGCUUAUCAAGAGGUGCUGGUCUCACAAUGUCGCCAUGAGGCCCACGUUUGAGCAGGUGAAGAAGAUGCUGGACAAGAUCAACCCGCACAAAGUCAGCCCCGUGGACAUGAUGAUGAACCUGAUGGAGAAGUACAGCAAACAUCUGGAGGCCAUCGUCGCUGAGAGAACGCAAGACCUUCUUCAAGAGAAACAGAAGACGGACCGCCUGUUGUACAGCAUGUUACCGAAGCCCGUGGCUGAUGACCUCCGCCAAGGCCGAACUGCAGAAGCACAGAGCUUCUCCAACGCGACUGUCUACUUCAGUGAUAUUGUGGGCUUCACUCAGCUGUCGGGGGCCAGCACACCCCAUCAGGUCGUAGACUUCCUCAACCAGCUCUACACCAGUUUUGACGACAUCAUCGACAAUUACGACGUCUACAAAGUGGAGACAAUCGGCGACGCUUACAUGGUGGUCUCAGGCGUCCCCAGAGAAAACGGCAUCAAUCACGCGGGGGAGAUAGCCAGCAUGGCCUUGGAUCUCGUCAACGUUUGCCACACGUUCAAGAUCCCGCACAAGCCGGACACGCAGCUGAAGAUACGUGCGGGCAUCCACUCAGGACCGGUUGUGGCUGGUGUGGUUGGGACUAAAAUGCCACGUUACUGCCUGUUUGGGGACACGGUCAACACGGCGUCACGGAUGGAAUCAACUAGUGAAGCUUUGAAGAUCCAGGUGAGCGGCGCCACUGCUGAACUGCUUCACACGCUGAGAGGAUACUUUCUCACCUGUAGAGGAGCACUCAAUGUCAAGUUCCACAUGUCCAAAAGGAGUAGGAAGAAGCAGAGCUUAUUUAAUCCUACCCCCCAUCUCUUCUACAUCUGUUACAACACUUGUUAUUCACACAUGUAUACAUAUACAUAUACAUAUACAUAUACAUAUACAUAUAUAUAUAUAUAUAUAUGUGUGUGUGUGUGUGUGUGUGUGUGUGUAUAUAUGCACAUAUAAUGAACCUGACAGAACAUCAUUGUGAUAAUCAAGACUCUUCUGCCUUGUAUUUAGCAAACAUCAACUGCUUGUAUUGUUUUUGAAUGUGCUCAUCUCUGUACUUUGUUUGAGUUCCUUACUCAAUCCGUUCCAUAGUUUAAUUCCACACACAGAAAUGCUGUGGCUUUUCAGCGUAGUUCUGGCGUAUAAAUGUUUUAAGUUGAAUUUUCCUCUAAGAUCAUAUUUCUCCUCUCUGAUUGAGAAAUACUGUUUGAAGUUUUUUGGUAACGAGUUAUUAACUUUAUGCAUUCUUCUGGCGGUUUGAAAGUUUACUAAAUCUGCAAAUUUUAAUACCUGUGAUAUUAAAAAUAGAGGGUUUGUAUGUUCUCUAUACUUGGCAUUAUGAAUAAUCCUCACUAAUAUGUAUUAAAAAUAAAGGUGUGUAUGUUGUCUAUACUUGGUAUUAUGAAUGAUCAUCACUAAUAUGUGAUAUUAAAAAUAAAGGUGUGUAUGUUGUCUAUACUUGGUAUUAUGAAUGAUCAUCACUAAUAUGUGAUAUUAAAAAUAAAGGUGUGUAUGUUGUCUAUACUUGGCAUUAUGAAUGAUCCUCACUAAUAUGUGAUAUUGAAAAUAAAGGUUUGUAUGUUGUCUACCCAUAUCUCCACACAAUACAUUAAAUAUGCUAAUACUAAAUAACAGUACAGGAUGUGGAGUGAUUUUUGAUCCAGAACAUAUUUUGCUUUAUUCAAUAUAGAGAUAUUUCUCGCCACCUUUUGUUGUAUAUUUUUAAUAUGAGAUUUCCAACUCAUUUUUUCAUCUAUUAUAAUCCCCAGGAAUUUAUAUUCUUCCACUCCUUCAAUAUCCACUCCAUUAAUUUGCAUUUGGUCGUACGUGUCCCUUCUGCUAUUUCCAAAUAGCAUUAUUUUAGUUUUACUUAAGUUCAGGGAUAAUCUGUUCCUGUCAAACCAUGACUUUAAUAUGACCUUUUCAUGCUUGACCUUUUUAAUGAGUUCUUGUGUGCUUUCUCCACAACAAAAGGCAGUUGUGGGGGUGGGUCACUGGUGAUGUCUUGCAGCUCAGGCGUGGCCCGGGCUGCUACUCCCUGCCCCGCCCGUCCAUUAUGAGCCCAAUGCUUUAUUGAUGAUUCUGAUGGUUGUGUUGAACC
Messenger RNA from Dunckerocampus dactyliophorus (ringed pipefish), 4180 nucleotides. Its product is annotated as atrial natriuretic peptide receptor 2-like. The coding region runs from base 871 to 3036 and encodes 721 amino acids. NCBI's taxonomy places the organism in Eukaryota, Metazoa, Chordata, Actinopteri, Syngnathiformes, Syngnathidae. The record is from RefSeq and is a predicted model, not a curated record. Gene Ontology annotation, biological process: intracellular signal transduction; protein phosphorylation; cGMP biosynthetic process. Gene Ontology annotation, molecular function: ATP binding; guanylate cyclase activity; protein kinase activity. The transcript is spliced from 19 exons.